This is a messenger RNA of Mytilus californianus (California mussel), 901 nucleotides long. RefSeq names its product cilia- and flagella-associated protein 251-like. The record is from RefSeq and is a predicted model, not a curated record. The coding region runs from base 1 to 894 and encodes 297 amino acids. The transcript has 19 exons. Lineage: Eukaryota; Metazoa; Mollusca; Bivalvia; Mytilida; Mytilidae.
AUGUAUGAAAAAGUUAGACAUUCAAAGAGAGGAAAAAAAGAACAACAACAGAAGUCCAUACAAAUUUUAGAUGAGAAUGAAAGUUUUAGACAAUCAAAGAAAGACAAAAAAGAAGAAGAACAGGAGUCCUCAGAAAAUGUAGAUCAGAGUGAAAAUUUGAGACAAUCAAAGAAAGACAAAAAAGAAGAAGAACAGAAGUCCUCAGAAAAUGUAGAUCAGAGUGAAAAUUUGAGACAAUCAAAGAAAGACAAAAAAGAAGAAGAACAGAAGUCCUCAGAAAAUGUAGAUGAGAGUGAAAAUUUGAGACAAUCAAAGAAAGACAAAAAAGAAGAAGAACAGAAGUCCUCAGAAAAUGUAGAUGAGAGUGAAAAUUUGAGACAAUCAAAGAAAGACAAAAAAGAAGAAGAACAGAAGUCCUCAGAAAAUGUAGAUGAGAGUGGAAACGUAAGACAAUCGAAGAGAGGAAAAAAAGAACAAGAAAAGAAGUCCUCAGAAAAUGUAGAUGAAAGUGAAAAUGUGAGAAAUUUGAAGAGGGUGAAAAAAGAAGAACAGAAGUCAACAGAAAAUGUAGAUGAGAGUGGUACAAGUGAGACGACGGAUUGGAAUGAGAUUACUUCUUUUGAGGAGUUUAGGAUUGCAAACAUUAGACCUGUGAGAAGUAGACUACAGUCAAUGAAAACAAACAAAACGGAGAAAAGAAUGAUUUAUAUGGUGAAGGGAGAUGAAAUCACGGCCAGAGUCCAGGGACCAGACAGAAUGUCAGUUCACCAGAUAGGUGAUUACUUGACAAUAGGGAAAUCAAAUACUACUCAACAAAAUCGAAAGGAACUUUCAAGACUAGUCAAUUUGAUUCCAAAACCAACAAACAUAGUGCCACCGAUCACAUCAGCCUAGUCCAUGU